AUGUGCGCCGCUUGGAUCCACUUGGCCCUGGUGGGGCUCCUGGGAGCCAGUGCCCUUGGGGCUCCGAUUGGGGAGGAAGAUCCCGAGCAGACGGCUGGCUACUUCCAGGGCGACAUGGACGUGGACUUUGAGCGGAAUGGACAGCUGAGCGAAACGCGGCGCUGGCCCAACGCCACAGUCCCCUACAGGAUCGACGAGGCGUUCGAUGCCCCCCAAGUGGCCCACAUUGAGCUGGGAAUGAGGAUCAUAGAGCUAUCUUCGUGCAUCCGCUUCGUGCCCGCCGACGAGGCCGAGGAGAACUACCUGAUCGUGAUUCCCUCCACGUCGGGCUGCAGCUCGAAGGUGGGCUACCAGCCCGGCGAAAGGACUGUCAAGCUAAAGCCCGCCGUGCUGGACACGGGCUGCUUCCGUCUGGGCACCAUCCAGCACGAGCUGCUCCACACGCUGGGCUUCCACCACCAGCAGUGCUCCCCGGAUCGCGACGACUACGUGCAGAUCGUCGAGGAGAACAUCUCCGAGGGCCACGCCAAGAACUUUGUCAAGUACGAGGACACCGAUGUCGGGGACUACGACCAGCCCUACGACUACGGCAGCAUCCUGCACUACAGCUCAUUGGCCUUCUCGGUGAACGGGGAGCCGACCAUCGUGGCCCUGCGGCCGGAGGGACAGUCCCUGAUGGGCCAACGCCUGGCCAUGAGCCCCACCGAUGUACAGCGCCUCAACACCAUGUACAAGUGUCCCAUUCAAUUGUGAAAAUACAUUUGUUUCCAGGCGUUUCGCUAGCCUUUCACGUUGUGCCGAUAAUAAACGGGCUAUCAGAUCGAGAUAGAGGCUAGAGGCUA
This is a messenger RNA of Drosophila persimilis, 842 nucleotides long. RefSeq names its product seminal metalloprotease 1. Gene Ontology annotation, molecular function: metalloendopeptidase activity; zinc ion binding. Bases 1 to 753 code for a protein of 250 amino acids. Gene Ontology annotation, biological process: proteolysis. NCBI's taxonomy places the organism in Eukaryota, Metazoa, Arthropoda, Insecta, Diptera, Drosophilidae. The record is from RefSeq and is a predicted model, not a curated record. The transcript is spliced from 2 exons.